Messenger RNA from Triticum urartu, 2116 nucleotides. The record is from RefSeq and is a predicted model, not a curated record. Lineage: Eukaryota; Viridiplantae; Streptophyta; Magnoliopsida; Poales; Poaceae.
AUUUAUCGGAUCGGAUCGGAUCGGAUCGUGCAAGUUAUAAAGUAUAAACUCAUGUACUACUAGUAGCUUCAACGCUCAAGAAAGCCGGCUCCUUUAUCCUUUUAGAUCCCAGUCAUGGCGAUCGUCGUUAGCUCCUUGGCCUCCGGAUCCUUGCCAUGCAGUCCGGAGGUUUCUGGGCGACGACGGAGCUCACUAGUGUCUGCCCCGCCUCGUCGCCGGCAAGCCCUCGCCGGCUUGGCGAUCAAGUCGCGGGGCAUCAACCGUGUCCAGCCGACGACCAGAGGAGCAACACGGAUCCCCGCAGCCGCAGCUGGUCCAAGCUCCGGAGACCGAGCAGGAGGAAACUUCCCAGUUCCCAACGUGCCUUCAUGGGUGAAGAUGCUCGUCGGUGUCUUCUUUGCCGCAGUACCUCUUUACAGACAGAUGAGAGCCCUGGAAGGUAAAUACAAAUCCACUUGUGGGCUACUACCUUUUCCAUUAGUUCCAUAACAGAAAUAACAUAGCAUUGGAUAAUCACCUCUUAGAGGUCCUUUGUCCUUUUAUUUUGCUUUGUACAUAUACUGUUUUAUAUUAUUAUAAUGAAAAUUACUGUAGAACAAUUGUUCUAUGGUUUCGGCUUAAAAAAACAGAAAUAACAUAGUCCCAGAAGAUAGAAAAAGAGGCAGAGUGCCAAAACAUGAUAUAGUACCAGCUACUACCGUCCAGAGCGGCUAAUAAGAGCAACACAGCCGAAAAGGAUAUGCGAAUCGGGUACUGAUACAGUACCAGGUACUCCACUACCGUACCGUCCAGAGAGGCUAAGGGCCCUAGGCAUCGCGCGCCUUCUGCACCACAUUCGGCACCCAUCAGGAUUCCUUUGUGACCCUCAUUCUUCAGUCCUAUCCAAGUAUUAGAUCAGGAGGAGCACAUAGACAGCACCAUUGUCAAAGGUGAGCAAACCACACAAUGCUCCAAACAUACCUUGUUCCGACAAGUCCAGAUCACCUAGCAAAGGGCCGCGAUCACCCCAGGAAGGAAAGCCUGAGGCGAGAGUGGACGAUCUGCACACAGGGGCAUCUGCACCCGCUUUUCAAAAAUGUACUUUUUACGUGUUUUGUAAUGUUCAAAAAUUCUAUUAAAAAAUAUGCAUACAUGUUGGCAAAGAUACGUCCACGGCACAAAAUUUUGUGUAAAAAAGUAUUUUUGUUUUGUCUCAGUAAAAAAGGCAAAUUUUACUGCUUCUAAAUAGCGUUUCAUGGCACAAAAUUUUGUCUUUUUUGCAUAGGCUACAAAAAAAGUUGUUUUUCUGUGAAACUUUCUGCACACACAUGGAAUAUGGAGAUGUCCGCGUGCACCCUUUUCAGAAUUUUUUGACAUUGCAAAAUGUAUUUUCCAAAAUGGGUUGAUAUGUACCCAGGUUCAUCCAUGCACUUCUCAGUCUGAGGCUAACUAUAAAACUGCCAAAAAGAGUUUUCUUUUAGAAAAGGAGGAUGACCCCCGGCCUCUGCAUCUAGGAAAUGCAUACGGUCACUUUAUUAAUUAUUCUCGAGGACCUUACAAAGUAUUACAACAAUAUGCUUGAAUCCGCCAUCUUGACAACAUAUGCCACUACUCAUAUCCAUAUGAUGAAGGGGUGCUAGCUGGGCCAAAUACCGAGACCACUCACCUAAGCAUAUCAUCAAAAGCCAGAAGCCCCAGUCGAGCCACAUACCGGGUCUGGGGCAUAAACUGGUUUGACGCACUCACAUGUGUCGUCGCCGCCAUCUUCCACAGGUCCGUCUUCAGAGCAGAUAUUGAGGCUUCUACCUUGUCAGGCCACUCUGCCAUCGACGCCACCAUGACGCGAGACAACUACCUCCUCCCGCGCGAGUCCAUCACCGCGCAUCGGGCGCCGAGUGUCCACUGCGCCAAUCCGCUGAGAUCCGCCGUCAUCAAUGUGUAGGAUGAAGCACCUCCACCAAAAAAGCCGCCCACUGGUCCCUCGAUCCCGUGUACGCCUCCAAGAAUGAUGCUCCCAAGGAGGAAACGACAUCAACGCGUCGCCGUCAUCCGAUCUACUGAUCUACGGUUUCCCCCGGAGGUAGCGGGUAGAGGUCUGGAGUUUCUCCACGACGAUGCCUUCAAGAAGGUAAUGACA